Exophiala spinifera is the source of this 525-nucleotide messenger RNA. RefSeq lists its product as uncharacterized. NCBI's taxonomy places the organism in Eukaryota, Fungi, Ascomycota, Eurotiomycetes, Chaetothyriales, Herpotrichiellaceae. The record is from RefSeq and is a predicted model, not a curated record. Bases 1 to 525 code for a protein of 174 amino acids. The transcript has a single exon.
AUGGGCGAACAAGACUCAGUCUCCGCCGUCACCGGCUUGCCCAAUAUCAAGCGUUACAUAACCGACGUCGACGGCGAGGGCAGAGCGAUCUUCUCCGAAGCCAUUGACGAAAACCUGGAGUUGAAAGAGCUCAACUUGAUCCCCUUUGGCAGCAAGGAAUCUGCCCGAGCUGCCGUGGCUUACGCCACGAACAGCUUCCCUACGACAUUGAACAAUCAGGCCGACAUCAAGGCCUAUUCCGAGUUCACGGCAAACCCACCGGGAGUCUAUGUUCCCAAUGGAUCGGUGCUCCGCUAUAUCGACUUUCCCCCUGCAUCCAAGUCGCCGAUGCAUGCGACGAAAAGCCUCGACUACGCGAUAGUCCUCGAAGGGAAGGUCAUCGCAAUCCUCGACGACGGCCAAGAACGGACCAUGUCCAGGGGUGAUGUGUUGGUGCAAAGAGGUACAAAUCAUGGCUGGGCCAAUGCUAGUAGCACCGAAUGGGCCCGUAUGGUUUACGUGCUCCUUGAUUCCCAUGAAGUCUAA